Chrysochloris asiatica (Cape golden mole) is the source of this 1833-nucleotide messenger RNA. It is a transcript of the gene NUB1, whose product is annotated as negative regulator of ubiquitin-like proteins 1. Gene Ontology annotation, molecular function: protein binding. The transcript is spliced from 14 exons. Lineage: Eukaryota; Metazoa; Chordata; Mammalia; Afrosoricida; Chrysochloridae. Bases 1 to 1833 code for a protein of 610 amino acids. Gene Ontology annotation, biological process: regulation of ubiquitin-dependent protein catabolic process. The record is from RefSeq and is a predicted model, not a curated record.
AUGGCGCAAAAGAAAUAUCUCCAAGCAAAAUUAACCCAGUUUUUAAGGGAAGACAGAAUUCAACUUUGGAAACCUCCAUAUACUGAUGAAAAUAAAGAAGUUGGUUUGGUAUUAAAGGACCUUGCUAAGAAAUACUCUGACAAGUUAGAAUGUUGUGAAAAUGAGGUACAAAAAAUGAUAGAAGAAAUACGGUGCAACGCAAUUGAGCGUGGGACAGGAAAUGAAAAUUAUAAAACAACAGGAAUUGCUACAAUUGAGAUAUUUUUACCAAGACUAAGAAAAGACAAGAAAAACUUGUUGGAGACCCGAUUACAUAUCACUGGCAAGGAGCUGAGAUCCAAAAUAGCUGAAACCUAUGGAUUUCAAGAAAAUUACAUCAAAAUUGUCAUAAAUAAGAAACUGCUUCAACUAGGAAAAACACUGGAAGAACAAGGAGUGACGCACAAUGUGAAGGCUAUGGUGCUUGAACUAAAGCAGUCUGAAGAGGAAGUGAGAAAGGUAGAAGAAGAAGAACAAACUGAAGCAGAACUCAAAGAAAAAAAAAUAGAGAGGACCAAGAGAGGACUGGAAAUACUGGCUGAGAGAGCUGAGAUGGUGGUGGAUCCAGAAACUACACCUUACUUAGACAUAGCCAACCAGACAGGCAGAUCAAUCAAGAUUCCCCCCUCAGAAAGAAAAGCUCUUAUGUUAGCUAUGGGAUAUCAUGAGAAGGGCAGAGCUUUCCUGAAAAGAAAAGAAUAUGGAAUAGCGUUGCCAUGUCUGUUGGACGCCGACAAGUAUUUCUGUGAGUGUUGCAGAGAGCUGCUGGACACAGUGGAUAACUACGCCGUGCUCCAGCUGGAUAUAGUGUGGUGCUACUUCCGCUUGGAGCAACUGGAAUGCCUUGAUGAUGCAGAAAAAAAAUUAAAGUUGGCCCAGAAAUGCUUUAAAAAUUGCUAUGGAGAAAACCAUCAGAGACUGGUCCACAUAAAAGGAAAUUGUGGUAAAGAGAAGGUAUUGUUCUUAAGACUUUACUUGCUUCAAGGUAUUCGAAACUAUCACAGUGGAAAUGGUGAAGAGGCUUGUGAGUAUCUCAACAAGGCACGUCAGCUCUUUAAAGAGCUAUACAUUGAUCCAUCAAAAGUUCAUAAUUUGUUACAGUUGGGAUUUACAGCACAGGAAGCCCGGUUGGGCCUGAGGGCAUGUGAUGGGAACGUGGAUCAUGCAGCUACUCAUAUCACCAACCGAAGAGAGGAAUUGGCCCAAAUAAGGAAAGAAGAAAAAGAGAAGAAAAGACGGCGCCUGGAGAACAUCAACUUUUUGAAAGGAAUGGGCUACUCCAUACAAGCAGCCAAGCAGGCUCUUCGCCAGGCCAGUGGGGACCUGGAUGGAGCCCUCAAUAUUCUGUUCAGUCAUCCACAGAUGUGGUUAAAUGAUUCAGAACCUGAAACCAGCAGCCUUCAAGAAAGUCCUUCUCAGGAAAAUAUUAACCAACUGGUGUACAUGGGCUUUGAUGCUGUCACUGCGGAAACAGCACUGAGAGUGUUCAGGGGAAACGUCCAGCUGGCAGCACAGACCCUUGCGUACAACGGCGGGAGUCUUCCUCCUGACCUGCACCUCUCAGCAGAAGAUUCUUCUUCAUCAACACCGUCCGUAUCCCCUUCCGAUUCUGCAGGUACUUCUAGUGCCUCAACUGAUGAAGGUAUGGAGAUAGAGGCAGUCAAUGAAAUAUUGGAAGACAUUCCAGAACAUGAAGAAGAUUAUCUUGACUCAACUCUGGAAGAUGAAGAAAUUAUUAUUGCAGAGUACUUAUCCUAUGUGGAAAACUUAAAGUCUGCAACCAAGAAAAACUAA